AUGGCCGAUACAACAGAGCACACUCAGCCUCCGGGCGAGCAGCCCCAGCCAGCUGCAGAGGCCACUACUGAUCCGGGAGACAAUGUUUCUACGGAGCCGUUGCACACGCAUACAGACGAACAGUCACAUCCGCCCAUUGAUGUUUCGCUGCCCCCGAUUGACAAAACCUUACCAGAUCACGACACAUCCCUCACAGCCAUAGAUACAUCACUACCGUCAAUGGAUUCAACGAUACCAGCGUUACCUCCAAUUGAUACGUCAUUACCGCCGUUGGAUACCACGAUGCCCGCUAUGGAUGAUCUACAUGGCACUGAGCACUUCUCGUUUGACAGAUUCGACGAAGAAACUUCGGGCCACGACUUUGAAAAUGGGACAACGGAACAUAUCCAUCAGACCACAGAACACCAUGGAGAUUCAUCCACACCCGUUCCUCAAAACCCAGCUUCGUCAAACGGCGUACAUCCACCUGGCCAACACCAAUAUUAUGAGCAACAGCCCCCGCAACAUCAUUACUCGCCCCAGCAAAAUACGCCGCAGCACCAUCAGCAAUCACCGGCACAAAUGCACCAGCAAUCGCAUCAGCAGUCACAACCCCCUCCUGACAUGUACCACAGCCACAAUAGCGCUUCCCCUCCUCUGACGAACCCUUCCAUGCAGGGACAGCCGUCGCACAUUCCGCAGGCGCCCAUUGGAUCGCCGAUGCCUCCGAUGGCAUCGGUUAGCCAGUAUAUGGCAGGGUAUCCAUCGCAGAUGGGGAUGAAUUCAGGGGGGCAAAUGCAUUAUCAGCUCCAGGGAGAUGCGAACAAGAUGCUAUCGGCUAGCAGGCACAAGAAAGAAGUGAAGCGUCGGACGAAAACUGGAUGCUUAACAUGUCGCAAGCGACGAAUUAAGGUACAAUUGCGCGAGGGGGUGGGAGGUUGCUGUGACGAAGGCCACCCCGUUUGCCGCAACUGCGUCAAGAGCAAGCGUGAAUGCUUAGGCUACGACCCCGUCUUCAAACAGCCCACUCCCUCUGCGAUACAGCCAGCUCCUAAUCCCCAGCCGUCGCUCAAUGUUGCUGAUGGAGGUUUGCAACCAACUGUCAACCCCGCGACAACCACAACUGGGAACUCCGAGCCGACAAGCUUCAGGUUGAAACAAGUCCAGAUUAGCGAUCUUCUGGCUUUGCGAGGCAUCCCACCCCCACCUCCUCAUCCCAUCACCGCUCUUCCACCCAACCGCCUUGAGGAAAUCCAGGCCGUGUUCCUUGCGACAUACGCUCCUGCAAUUGAUCGAUUUUUCGAGACUCGCUGGUUCUCGGAGAAGGCACUGAGUCACCUAUUGGCGAACGCUCAAUUGAUGGCAGAAUAUUCCGCGUUGAUCGAAGCAUUCAACGACCGAAACCUGAGCGAUCCUAACGUUCUCGCGCGGUUGGAGAGUUUUGAAGCGUCGGUUGUUUGGAGUACCAUGACCUUAUGCCGCCAUGUGAUGAAUGUAUCGAAUGGGAGUCAGCAGGAUUAUGAUCUCCUAGCUACUUCCAAACGGCUCGAUGUGAUUGAAGCGAUGAUCACUGGCGACCACUUCGACUCAAAUCCUCUUGCUCAAUUCCCGACCCGGGAACCUGCCGCCAAUCCGCCGUCAUUACCAGACCAAUUGACCCAACGUCAGUUAGACUUCUGGAGUGCGAUUGGCUACUUUCUCACCCUCCACGACAAUGAAGCUAGCGCUGCGAAGGAGAUCGAUGAUACGCUGGGUCGUUGCCGUACGCUUCUAGAUACGUACGAGAACCGAGAUGUCAUAUACUCAAUUGCAAUUGCUCGCCACCUUGGCCAACGAUGGGCCGAUUUCCCACACAGCUUCCCUCAGCCGAUUACCACGAACGAGAAAGAUGCCGGAGCCAAGCUUUAUGUUGCGCAGAAAUUCCUUGAACAGGAAGCCGGCGGAAAAGGCACCACACAGGUCAUUAAACGUCUAUGUGGCAUGGUCGUCCGAUCCUGGUUUGUUUCGCGAGAAUAA
This is a messenger RNA of Aspergillus versicolor CBS 583.65, 1995 nucleotides long. RefSeq names its product putative C6 finger domain protein. Gene Ontology annotation, molecular function: DNA-binding transcription factor activity, RNA polymerase II-specific; zinc ion binding. NCBI's taxonomy places the organism in Eukaryota, Fungi, Ascomycota, Eurotiomycetes, Eurotiales, Aspergillaceae. The record is from RefSeq and is a predicted model, not a curated record. Bases 1 to 1995 code for a protein of 664 amino acids. The transcript is spliced from 5 exons. Gene Ontology annotation, biological process: regulation of DNA-templated transcription.